UUGUAGUUCAAUUUUCUUGAAUUUUCUAACUUGGAAUUAAAUCCACUUGCAAAGCUGUAUAGAAACAAUCUUAUCCUCUGUUUCUAUAAAUGUUGUAAAAAAUAAUACUAAUUAAAUAUAAAUGUUCGAGACUCGUUGAAUAAAUUCCGAAUUUUUUUCAUGAUUGGGCUAAUUCCUCUUUUUCUGGUUUCAAUGGUUGGCUAAUUCCUUAUUUCCAUUUUUACGAAGAUUGCUACUUUCUCUUUCCAGAUCUGUUCCUACUUUCAAGAUCUCUUCUUUCAUUUUUCUUUUAUUGUCUGUCUUCUCUGUUAGUGUUCAUAAUCCUGUUCGUUACUCAGCAGCCAGCAUUUUAGUGAAGCACAGAGAGAGAGAGAGUUUAAAUAGAUCUCUGGAUUCUUGAGUUUUACAGAGAAAUCCAGAGAAAUCAAGAAGAAGAAAAAGAUGAAGUUUGGGAAAGAGUUUGUUGGGCAGAUGAUUCCAGAAUGGCAACAAGCUUACAUGGAUUAUGCUUCUCUCAAAUCCAUUCUUCAAGAAAUCCAAAACUCACGGAAAAGAUCAGACACAUCAGGUACCUUAAGACGCAAGCAACCUGUCCACCGCAACUUUAGCGGUCUCACCAAGCGGUACAGCCGGGCCGCUUCGUCGCUGGAACUCGAAAACCAGGACAUUCUAGUGACCGCAAGGAUUGGUGACGAUGGGUUCGAGAGACACGAGACGACCAUCAUGAGAGUUGCGGAAACAGGGAGAGAGUCAGAGCUUGUGUUCUUUAAAACCCUAGAUUUCGAAUUCGACAAAGUGAACCAUUUUUACCAGUCUAAAGUGGAGGAAAUGGUGAAGGAGGCAGUGGUUUUGAACAAACAAAUGGAUGUUUUGAUUGCUUUCAGAAUCAAGGUCGAACAACCUUCUUCUUCUUUGAGCUGCAGUGAAACAGUUUCAGUCGAUAUGAAUGCCUUGGAUUCUAAGAAACAGAGGAACACAUUAGCUGAUGAGAUGGGAAUCGAAGUAGAGCAAAAUGGAUCCAACGGUGGAGGUUCAACCAGCGAGAGCGUACCGGAGGCUUUAAGUGUUCUUGAACGUAUCAGAUUAAACAAAAUUGAAGAAACUCCUAUGUCCACAAUUAGAAACGUCCUCAAGCUAUCUCACCAUGAAGAGCUCAAAUUCACAAGAGAGAAUCUCAAGAAAAUAGAGGAACGACUUAAGAUUGUAUUCAUCGAGUUUUAUCGCAAGCUUCGACAUCUCAAGAAUUACAGCUUCUUAAACACCUUGGCGUUUUCAAAGAUCAUGAAGAAGUAUGAUAAGAUAGCUUCAAGAAGUGCAGCAAAACCAUACAUGGAGAUGGUAGAUAAGUCCUACCUUACUAAAUCUGAUGAGAUAAACAAGCUUAUGGCGAGAGUUGAGUCUAUCUUCGUGGAGCAUUUCGCCAGCUCGAAUCGAAGCAAAGCAAUGAAUCUCUUAAGACCAAAAGUAAAUAGAGAAACACAUCGGAUAACGUUUUCCACCGGGUUUUUUGUUGGCUGCUCAGUCUCUCUAGUGGUUGCUCUUGGCUUGUUCAUACAUGCUCGUAAGCUACUGGACGCUGACGGACUUAAACUCUACAUGGAAACAAUGUUCCCUCUUUACAGUUUGUUUGGAUUUGUUGUCCUGCACAUGAUCAUGUAUGCUUCAAAUAUAUACUUCUGGAAGAGAUAUCGAGUUAACUACCCGUUUAUAUUCGGAUUUAAAGAAGGAACAGAGCUUGGUUAUAGACAAGUUCUGCUUGUAAGCUUUGGUCUAGGCACGCUUGCUCUAGCUGCUGUUCUUAUAAACCUUGACAUGGAGAUGGAUCCCAAUACCAACGACUACAAGACAGUCACUGAACUUCUUCCCCUUUUCAUUGUAGUUCUAGUGAUAGCUAUUUCUUUAUGUCCCUUCAACAUUUUUUAUCGGUCAAGCCGCUUCUUUUUCCUCAUGGUUGUAUUUCGUUGCAUUGCUGCACCGCUCUACAAGGUUAGUCUUCCGGAUUUUUUCUUGGCGGACCAAAUAACAAGCCAGGUUCAAGCAUUGAGGAGUUUGGAGUUUUACGUCUGUUACUAUGGUUGGGGAGACUUCAGGCUCAGAAAAAACACUUGCAGAUCAAGCGGUGUAUACCGUACGUUCUACUUCAUCGUUGCUGUGAUUCCUUACUGGUCACGUUUCCUUCAGUGUGUUCGAAGAUUAAUCGAAGAGAAAGAUUCAAGCCAAGGGUACAAUGCUCUCAAGUAUUUGUUGACCAUUGUCGCUGUUUGCUUGAGAACAGCUUAUAGUCUUAACAAAGGAAACGUCUGGAAAAUCGCUGCCUGGGUUUUCUCUGCCUUGGCAACUUUAUACGGCACAUAUUGGGACAUUGUGUUUGACUGGGGACUGCUUCACAAACCAUCUAAAACCUGGUUGAGAGAGAAGCUUCUUGUUCCUAACAAGGCCGUCUACUACGUUGCAAUGGUCGUAAACGUUGUGUUGAGAUUGGCGUGGUUGCAGACUGUUCUGGAUUUCAAUUUCUCGUUCUUGCAUAGAGAAACUAUGGUUGCUCUUCUUGCUAUCCUCGAGAUCAUACGCCGUGGUAUCUGGAAUUUCUUCAGGUUAGAGAACGAGCAUCUGAACAACGUGGGGAAGUUCAGAGCAUUCAAAUCAGUUCCGUUACCAUUCAACUACAACGAAGGAGAAGACUCGAGAUAGAUUGAAUUUACUCAAAAGGUUUUUACAAAGAGUGCAAGUUUCAGUUUUGUUAUACGGGUUAUCUUUGUGCUCUCUGUUGUGACAUUAGAGGAAACCAAAAGCAACUUAAAAUAGCAUGUUUCUAGUCACAAUGUGCCCAAAUCAGAUUCAAAACAAGACUGUCCACAGACCUACCAGAGAACUGUGAUCAUGCCUGCGAACAUUAGAGCAUCCAUUGUGAGUCAGACGGAAAACCUACGACCGAAAAACGUCUCAAACUUGCAUGAUGGUUUCAGGAGAAGAUUUUUCUUCAUAUUAAAACAGACGUAGUUAUUGAUUUUAAGCCAAAGAGCACAUUAUAUAAAUGAGCUGUUCUCGAUUUUGCAACAAGCAAUGACAAUAACAUAAUUUGUCAAAAGAAGCAUAAGCAUAUUGAUCUUGCAGCAGAAACCCCAAAUAAUUUGGCAAAACAGAGUCAACUAUGUCUAACGUUAUCACUCGACUAAGAAAGCCAAGAUUUUUCCCUCUAGACAUCCAACUAGGGUUGUUCUAACUGCCUUGCUCACUAGGGUUUCCCCGCUCACCGCUGCAACAGAAGAAAUGUGGCAGCUUGACUCUCCCGCAACUCCUGCAACGGAUGAUCAAAGGAGCAGGCUUAAGAGCCUUUGGCCCAUUUCUUAUCCCUCUCUUGUGUUUAGAAACCUUCUUCUUAGGUACAGCCAUUAGCUCCAUGGAUCCACUGAAAGCGAAAUUAGGCAGCCCAAAUCCGAAGCUCUUCUCAUCGAUCGAACCCGGUUGAUUCUGAUCAAACUCAGGUGAAAUAAGCGGCGGCAUAGCGAUGGGUCGAUCGAUGGCGCUGUUAAAAGGCGGAGGCAUUGCCGCCAUGUGGCUCAAACUUCGGGUUUCCAAGAUGCGGCAUGACCCAACCGCGGCGCGUUUUAGCGAUGUCAGUCUCAACGCCAUUGAUGCAGUUCUCCAAAGCUAAUAGCUGACGGAAGUGAAGACUACUCACUCGAGAGACCAAAAGAGGGCUAAAUUAUGAAGGCAAAUGAACGCAAACGGCGUCGUCUUCUCAUCACCUCCUCCUGUCUUUCCUCGCUCUAAUGGGAAAAUCCAGAAGAUUGUUCUCCCUGAGGAUCCCUACGUUCGUAAAUUCUCCCGUAAGCAUCCUGAAGCAAAACUCGUCGACCCCAUCAAGGUCUCGGCGUUUAUUCCUGAUCCAGCACGCGUAUAUGGUUCUCGGGUUCUUGAACUGACGCAGCAUGGCAUCAGCGAGGAUGACGCAUUGUCUGUGGCUAGUAUGGAAUAUGUUGCAGAUAGAAAGGAAAAGAAGAAAGCAUACAAACGCCUAAAGGAGCUUGCAGUACUGCAAGACAAGGAUGCUCCUCCUAAACCGUAUCUUAGUGCGAAAAAAGAUUUGCAAACUCAAGUGAAGAAAACGCCUACGGAGACUCCUAGCGUUCGCAGGCUAGUUAACCAGUUGAAACAGCAGAAAGAUGUGUUUCUGCAGGACAAACCUGGAGGAAAUGCUAAUCAGGAGCACUGGAUCGACGAAUAAACUCUCUUAUCAUCUUUUCCUUUUUAUGCAAACUUCUCAUCCAAUCUUAUCUCACUGUAGAACAGUCUUUUUUCCAUAUAUGAAUACAUUCUUUGCCUACGAAAGAUUUCCAUCGAAAAAAGUGUUGUUUUCCAUUUUGACAUUUAUAAUAAGAUCAUUGGAUGAUAUCUUUUCUUCCAUGAGACAAGGAACUACAGGAAAAAAGCAAAAUGUUCCUAGAAACGAUCAGCUUUCUAGGCCAAGAAGAGUCUUCAUUGCCUUCUUUUUCGAUACAGCUUUGCCAUAAACACCCUUUCCGAGUUUCAGAAUUCUCUCCAUCUCUGCAAUGUUACUACAACCUCCUCCACUCUUCUUCUUCAUCCCUUCAACCACCAUCUUCAGCAACCUCUCAUCACUUCCAAUGACAUCAGAGACACUGUCCACCACAACCUCCAUUGUUGGAACCUUCCUUCCCCAUCUCCUCAUAAGUCUCUCCGAGCUAUAAAUCUCAUCAUAAACUCCCCAAUAAGAAGCUCUCAACAACCCUUUAUCUUUUCCUUUCACCUUCCAUCUCUUCAUCCCUUCCUCGACCAUGUAAACAGCGUUUCCUGCGUCUACGCCUCUCUCUAAACCCAUCUCGAGCUCUAAAAUCUCUUGGUUUGUAACAGACAAGACACUCUCAUACUUACAUCUACUGCAUCCGCAGCGAAACCCCCAUGACUCAGCCAUCUCCUUCCGCUUUUCCAACGGAGAAGAAAGAACGUCGAAGUAAGCAGAAGUGAUCUCUUCCCCGGCCUUGAUGUCUCUUGAGGCAUGAACAAUCGCGUAGUCCCCAACGUGGAGGCGUCUUGCGUUUGGUAUACACGAGUGGUUGAUAAACGAAGCUAGUAUCCAUAGCCCCACGCCGUAAUACUCUUUGUUCUUCCCCAUAACUUUCGCUGAAGUCGCAUCUUCCACCAGAGAAUUCACAUCCAAAAUGCUUAGUAGCUUCUCAGUAUCCAAAUUCUUCGAGUUACGGAAGAUUUCAAAUGCUUCACCGUCAUCAGGCCUAAAGAGAGACAUCUCUGGAAUCUCCAGUUUAUCUUCGUCUUGUCCAGUGGAUAAAGUGGAGACAAGUCGACAUGUUCUGUCACAUUUCCUCACGGAUUCAGUAACAUCUUCGACGAAGUUCUUCCACAUGAUCAGCUGUGCUUUCUCGCCAGACUCUCCACUUCCCAGAAUCCCUCUCUCAAUUGCUACAGCCUUGGUGACUAAGACCGAAGUUCCUGCAACGAUGUUCUUCGCAGCGAACAGUCCACGCCCACUGACCUCAGACUUCUUAAUCUCGAUCGUUCCGAUGAACUCAGCGAGCUCCGGCGAUCUCCCACGAAACCCACUUAGGAUCCAAUCAGAGAGAUCGAGAGCUCCAGUUUUGCCCUGAGACUCGAGCUUUCUGCAUUUCUCCAUGUACCCAGUAACAGUCUCCAAGUUAUCACUCGCUUGCGGGUCGAGCAGAGCCGUUCUAAAGCAUUCCAAGGCCGAUGAGUAUUUGCUCAAGCCGAAUAAAACUUUACCUUUACAAAUAAGAGUCUUGAAAUGGGUGCUCUCGAGCUCGAGCGCUUGAUCACAAUCACGCAUCGCUUCGGAGAAAUCUCGGAGCCUUGCUCGCGCCUCAGCGCGAUUGCAGAGAGCCAAGCAGAGCGAUUUCCGGAGCUUAUGGAUCGAAUCGGGUUCCGGGUCCGGGUUGGAUCCACAGAGCUUUGAGAUUUGGCUCCGGGAGAGAUCGAUGAACUUGGUGUAAACCUUUAUAGACUCUUCCCAUUCUUCCCGGAGAAGAAGCUCCGUCGCUUUGGAUCUCAGGCUCUGCAACAGCUCCGAUGGUCCUUGUGAAUCUUCCUGUUUCUCAGAUUCCUCUCCUCCCAUUUGAUGAUUUGCUGUGAGAUUGAUUAAUUAAAAUUACUAAAAAAAAGUGUUGGAUUUUUA
Thlaspi arvense is the source of this 6169-nucleotide messenger RNA. The record is from the annotation of a GenBank genome assembly. Lineage: Eukaryota; Viridiplantae; Streptophyta; Magnoliopsida; Brassicales; Brassicaceae.